Messenger RNA from Pseudozyma hubeiensis SY62, 7149 nucleotides. RefSeq lists its product as hypothetical. The record is from RefSeq and is a predicted model, not a curated record. NCBI's taxonomy places the organism in Eukaryota, Fungi, Basidiomycota, Ustilaginomycetes, Ustilaginales, Ustilaginaceae. Gene Ontology annotation, molecular function: carbamoyl-phosphate synthase (glutamine-hydrolyzing) activity; ATP binding; aspartate carbamoyltransferase activity. The transcript is spliced from 3 exons. Bases 1 to 7149 code for a protein of 2382 amino acids. Gene Ontology annotation, cellular component: cytoplasm; cytosol. Gene Ontology annotation, biological process: L-citrulline biosynthetic process; L-glutamine metabolic process; 'de novo' pyrimidine nucleobase biosynthetic process.
AUGGCUCGCCUUGAUCUCAACGAGGUUCAUAAGCUUUGCAUGCAGAAGGGCAGAGGUGAAUCGGCAGAGCAACAGCCCGAUCGCUCGUCCGAGUCCAGACAUGGAAUCUUCGGGAAGGGUCAACCUGACUGGCGAGGGCGGCAUUUGAAUCAACCACGCGGCACAAAGCAAAUGCCUGACUCGAUCGAUGCACUGCUUGGUUCGGUCUAUGCAAGGUCGGCUCAGAUCGGUCAAUUGCUUUUCGCCAGCAGGAAUCCGUCGGUCGGAUAUGCAGAAACCACCGUCAACAUGGCCACCCCUUCGCUGGGAGCAGGCCAGAUCGCCUCGCCCGUCAACGGCCAGGUCGCCCUCUUCCCCCCCGCAACUAGCCCUCCUCUCGGUCAAGAGGACAGCACCGAGAUGGUUCUCGAACUUGCCGACGGCACCGCCUACCGAGGUAUCAGCUUCGGUGCCGAAGGCAAGUCCGUCUCUGGUGAAUGUGUCUUCCAGACUGGUAUGGUUGGCUACGUCGAGUCGAUCACCGACCCUUCGUACGAGGGUCAGAUCCUCGUCCUCACUUUCCCCCUCGCCGGCAACUACGGUGUGCCCAGCCGGGAGGAAGCUGCGAAGAGCAUUCAAAAGCUCCUCGCCUCUCCUUUCGAGUCGAGCCGCAUUCACGUGGCCGGUCUCGUCGUGUCGUACUACAGCCACGAGUUCAGCCACUACCUCGCCCAGACCGGCCUGUCGGACUGGCUCAAGGAGAGCGGCGUGCCCGCCAUCUACGGCAUCGACACCCGAGCUCUGACCAAGAAGAUCCGCAACCAGGGUAGCAUGCUCGGCAAGCUUCUCAUGCCUCAGCCUGGCGCUUCCAUCGCCGACGCUGCUGCUGCCGGUGACUGGCGCAAGGUCGUCGUCGAUCUCCCCUUCGCCGACCCCAACGCCCAGAACUUGGUCGCGCGCGUCUCGUGCAAGAAGCCUCAGCUUUACACUCCUGCCAACACCGCUUCCGGCGAGUCGCUCGGCAAGUUUGAGGCCCCUCUCCUCCACCCUUCCGGUCGUCCCAUCCGCAUCCUCGCCCUCGAUGUUGGCAUGAAGUACAACCAGAUCCGAUGCUUCACCUCGCGCGGUGUCGAACUCAAGGUCGUCCCUUGGGAUUACGACUUCCUCGCCGAGCCGGAGGCCUUUGACGGUCUCUUCAUCUCCAACGGUCCCGGUGACCCUGUCUCGUGCGGUCCCACCAUCGCCCGCAUCGCCGAGCUGCUCAAGCUGAAGGGUGCCAACAUGAUCCCCGUCUUUGGUAUCUGUCUCGGUCACCAGCUGCUGGCUCUCGCCGCCGGCGCACAGACCGAAAAGCUCAAGUUCGGUAACCGUGGCCACAACAUCCCCUGUACCGACCAGAUCAGCGGCCGCUGCUACAUCACUUCCCAGAACCACGGUUACGCCGUCAACGCCGACACCCUUCCCGCCGGCUGGAAGCCUCUCUUCUCCAACGCCAACGACGACACCAACGAAGGAAUCUACUGCACCGAAGGCCCCUUCUUCAGUGUCCAGUUCCACCCCGAAAGCACGCCUGGUCCUCGCGACACCGAAUUCCUCUUUGACGUCUUCAUCCGCAGUGUCGUCGACUGUGCCGCUGUCAAGGCUGCUCCCGGCGCCACCCCUGCCACCAUCUUGCCCCCCGUUGGCUUCACAGGCGGUCUCCUCGCCGACAACGCUGCUGCUGUGCCGCGUGUCCACGUGCGCAAAGUGCUUGUCCUCGGUUCCGGUGGUCUCAGCAUCGGCCAGGCUGGUGAGUUCGACUACUCCGGUUCGCAGGCCAUCAAGGCGCUCAAGGAGGAAGGCAUCUACACCGUGCUCAUCAACCCCAACAUCGCCACCAUCCAGACCUCGUCCGGUCUGGCCGACAAGGUCUACUUCCUGCCCGUCACUCCCGAAUUCGUACUCAAGGUCAUCGAGCACGAGCGUCCCGAUGGUAUCUACUGCACCUUCGGUGGUCAGACGGCACUCAACGUCGGUAUCAAGAUCAAGGACGAGCUGCCCAAGAUGGGUGUGCGUGUACUUGGUACACCCAUCGAGACCAUCAUCACCACCGAGGACCGUGAUCUCUUCGCCAGGGCCAUGGAACAGAUCGGCGAAAAGUGCGCUCCCUCUGCCGCCGCCAACAACUGGGACGAGGCUCUCGCUGCCGCCCAAUCGAUCGGCUUCCCCGUCAUUGUUCGCGCUGCUUUCGCCCUCGGCGGUCUCGGCUCCGGUUUCGCCAACAACGUCGAGGAGCUCCGCAAGCUCUGCGCUGCUGCCUUUGCCAACUCGCCCCAGGUGCUCGUCGAAAAGUCGAUGAAGGGCUGGAAGGAGGUCGAGUACGAGGUGGUUCGCGAUUGCCGCAACAACUGCAUCACCGUCUGUAACAUGGAGAACUUUGACCCUCUCGGUGUCCACACCGGUGACUCGAUCGUCAUCGCUCCCUCGCAGACGCUCAGCGACGACGACUACAACAUGCUCCGAACCACCGCCGUCAACGUCAUCCGCCACCUUGGUGUCGUCGGAGAGUGCAACAUCCAGUACGCGCUCAACCCGCACAAGCGCGAGUACUGCAUCAUUGAGGUCAACGCCCGUCUCUCGCGAUCGUCGGCGCUCGCUUCCAAGGCCACCGGAUACCCCCUCGCCUUCAUCGCUGCCAAGCUGGGUCUCAACAUUCCUCUCAACGAGAUCCGCAACAGCGUGACGCGCGAGACGAGCGCCUGCUUCGAGCCUUCGCUCGACUACGUCGUCACCAAGUUCCCUCGUUGGGAUCUGCGCAAGUUUGUGCGUGUCAGCAGCAAGCUUGGCUCUUCCAUGAAGAGUGUCGGUGAAGUCAUGAGCAUCGGUCGCACGUUCGAGGAGUCCAUCCAAAAGGCCAUCCGGUCGGUCGACUAUGCCCACGAUGGAUUCAGCCAGAACGACAUUGUCGCCGACGACGAGAUCGACGAGGAGCUCACCAACCCCACCGACAGGCGCAUGUUUGCCAUUGCUAACGCCAUGGCCAAGGGCUACUCGGUCGACAAGAUCCACCAGAUGAGCAACAUCGACCGAUGGUUCCUCAGCAAGCUCAUGCGCAUCAUGAAUGCCCACAAGGUGUUUGCCUCGCACAAUGCCGCCAGCUUCCCGGUCUCCAUGCUUCGUCAGGCCAAGCAGCUUGGUUUCUCUGACAAGCAAUUGGCUAAGGCGCUCAACUCGACCGAGCUUGCCGUCCGAAAGAUGCGCCAGGAGCACGCCAUCAUGCCCUUUGUCAAGCAGAUCGACACGGUGGCUGCCGAGUUUCCGGCUUACACCAACUACCUCUACACCACCUACAACGCCGUCGAGCACGACGUUAACUUCGCCGACAAGGGUGUCAUGGUGCUAGGUUCCGGCGUUUACCGUAUCGGCUCGUCGGUCGAAUUCGACUGGUGUGCCGUGCGCGCCAUCCGAACCCUGCGCCAGCGCGGUUUCAAGACGAUCAUGGUCAACUACAAUCCCGAGACGGUCUCGACCGACUACGACGAGGCCGAUCGCCUGUACUUUGAGAACAUCUCGCUCGAGACCGUGCUCGACAUCUAUGACACCGAGCAGUCGGCUGGUGUCAUCAUGUCGAUGGGUGGUCAGACGCCCAACAACAUUGCGCUGCCCUUGUACCGCCAGAACGUCAAGGUCCUUGGCACUUCGCCCGAGAUGAUCGACAUGGCCGAGAACCGAUACAAAUUCUCGCGCAUGCUCGACAAGAUUGGAGUCGACCAGCCCAUGUGGAAGGAGCUCACCAGCUUCGAGGAGGCCCAGUCUGCCUGUGCCCGCUUCGGCUACCCUGUGCUGGUGCGACCCUCGUACGUGCUCAGUGGUGCCGCCAUGAACGUCGUCUACUCGCCCGAAGAUCUCAACAGCUACCUGUCGCAGGCCGCCGCCAUUAACCGCGAGCAUCCCGUCGUCAUCACCAAGUACCUUGAGGGUGCCAAGGAGAUCGAGAUGGACGCCGUCGCCAAGGAUGGUCGAUUGAUGAUGCACUACAUCUCGGAGCACGUCGAGAACGCCGGUGUCCACUCCGGUGAUGCUACCCUAAUCCUGCCCCCGCAAGAUUUGGACCCCGAGACGGUUCGCCGUAUCGAGGUGGCCACUGCCAAGAUCGCUGCCUCGCUCCACAUCACGGGUCCCAUGAACAUUCAGUUCAUCGCCAAGAACAACGACAUCAAGGUCAUUGAGUGCAAUGUUCGUGCGUCGCGAUCGUUCCCCUUCGUCAGCAAGGUCACUGGUGUCGAUGCCAUCCAGAUGGCUACCGAUCUGAUGCUCGACCUGCCCGUCGAGGCUUACCCUCCGGUCGACCUGCCCCGCAACUACGUCGGUGUCAAGGUGCCCCAGUUCAGUUUCAGCCGUCUUGCUGGCGCUGACCCGAUUCUCGGCGUCGAGAUGGCCUCGACCGGUGAGGUGGCCUGUUUCGGUCGCGACAAGUACGAGGCCUACCUAAAGGCCAUGAUCGCUUCCGGAAUCCGCCUCCCUACCAAGAACGUCUUGCUCAGCAUCGGUUCGUACAGCGAGAAGCAGGAGCUGCUGCCCGCUGUGCGCACGCUGCACCAGCUUGGCUUCACCCUGUACGGCUCGUCCGGUUCCGCCGACUUCUACUCGGAGCAAGGCAUCCCCGUCAUCCACCUCGAGGCGCUUCCCGAGGACGACGAGUCCAAGUUCGAGGACACCGCCAAGGCAUCCUACUCGCUGCUCACGCACUUGACCCAGGGUCUCUCGUCGCUCUUCAUCUCGCUGCCAAGCAAGAACAAAUACCGUCGUCCCGUGUCGUUCACCUCGAUGGGCUACCGCGCCCGUCGAUUGGCGAUCGACCGAUCCAUUCCGCUCAUCACCAACGUCAAGAACGCCAAGCUCUUUGUCGAGGCGCUUGCUCGUCACCGCAAGGCGGGCUCCAGCUUCGACAUUUCGCCCGUCGACUUCAAGACCAGCCACACCGCCUUCACCCUGCCCGGUCUCAUCAACGUCAACGCGUUCGUGCCCAGCAUCGCUGACGGCCAGGUGAGCGCUGAAGAGCUUGCUGCCAUCACUCGCGCCUCGAUUUCCGGUGGUUUCACCACGAUCCAGGUCAUGCCCGCCGGUGUCUCAUCGAGUGUCGUCGAUGCUGCCUCGCUCGCCAACGCCGAGAGCAAGAUCGCUGGUGGCGCUCACUGCGAUGUCUCGCUCGGUGUUUCUGCUACCGCCGGCAACCACGAAUCGAUCGACCAGCUCGCCGACAGCGCUCGCUCGCUGCUCAUCUCGUUCAACGGUCUCGGUUCCAACGUCAGUAAAGCUGCCACUAUCGCGUCUCAUUUCGCCUCGUGGCCUGCGGACCGCCCGAUUGUCACUGAUGCGCGCAACACGGACCUCGCGUCGGUGCUGCUGCUGGCCAGCCUGAACAACCGCUCGAUCCACGUCACCAACGUGCUUUCGCGCGACGACAUCCACCUGAUCGCGCUCGCCAAGGCCAAGGGUCUGCAAGUGACCUGCGACGUUGCCGUCUACGCGCUCUUCUUCACCACCGAGAUGUACCCUCAGGCCACCUGCCUGCCCUCGGCGGAUGACCAGAAGGCGUUGUGGGAGAACCUGGACGACAUUGACAUGUUCUCGAUCGGCAGUACGCCUUACCAGCUCGCCAAGGAGAUCGGCGAAGUGGCUGCGCCGCAGUCGGGUAUCGAAGAGACGCUCUUGCUGCUGCUCGACGCUGUCAACGAGCACCGAUUGACGCUCGACGACAUCUUGCUCAGGCUCUACACCAAGCCCAAGGAGAUCUUUGGCGUCCAGGCACAGGCCAACACGCAGGUCGAGAUCGAGAUCGACCGACCUACCGCGUUCGUGCGCCGCGACCACUGGUCGCCGCUCGAGUCGCGUGCCACGGUGGGCUCGAUCAACCGUGUGACGCUCAAGGGCAAGACCGUGUUCGUCGAUGGCGAGGUGCUUUCGGAUGCCUCGUUGGGCAGCAAUGUGAGCAGCGUCGCUACGGUGGCUAAGCAGGCCAAGGCUGCCGGUCGCCGCGUUUCGUUCUCUGCCACUGCGGCCGCUGGCUCUGGUGUGGUGUCGACGCAAGACGCGCCCACCUCGCCUCCACCUCUGUCGCUGGGUCUCAAGUCGCCAGUGCUGGGCUCGACCGAGCCCGCUCAGCCUCGCAGCGGCAGCUUGAUGGCGGCGUUCGCCAACGAAUCGACGGCUCUGUCCGUGGCGCCCUCGGCACCCGCGUUGGGAUCGGUGCUGUACCACCCCACCUUUGCGCGACGACACAUUCUUUCUGUCAAGAACUUCACGCGUGACGACCUGCACGCUCUGUUCUCGGUUGCCACCGAGAUGCGCGUUAUGGUCGAGCGUCAGGGCUCAGUGGACCUGCUGCGUGGACGCGUUCUUGCUACGCUGUUCUACGAAGAGUCGACACGAACGUCGUGCUCCUUCGAGGCCGCCAUGCUCCGUCUGGGCGGCCAAGUUGUCAAGGUGCAGCCGGACAAGUCGUCUGUGCAGAAGGGCGAGUCGAUCCCGGACACGAUCCGCACCCUGGGCUGCUACGCGGACGCGGUGGUGAUGCGACACCCUGCGGCUGGCAGCGUGCACCUGGCUGCCAAGCACUCUCCUGUUCCGGUCAUCUCGGGAGGCGAGUCGUCUAUCGAACACCCUACGCAAGCUCUGCUGGACACGUUCGCCAUCCGAGAAGAGAUGGGUACCGUGGCUGGACUUACGAUCACCAUGGUGGGUGACCUCAAGUACGGGCGCACGGUGCACAGCCUUGUUCAGCUGCUGUGCCUGUACGGCGUGACUGUCAACUACGUCAGCCCCGAAUCGCUCAAGAUGCCGGAAGACGUCAAGCAGGCGGUGGCACGCAAGGGCAUCAAGCAGUACGAGUCGACCAAGCUCACGGACGACAUUCUCGCUCGCACCGAUGUGCUCUACGUCACUCGUGUACAGAAGGAGCGUUUCCCCGACCUGGCAUCGUACGAAGCGGUCAAGGACAGCUACGUGGUGGACAAUGCGACACUGUCCAAGUGCAAGUCGACCACCAUCGUCCUGCACCCCUUGCCCAAGAACAACGAGCUGGCGGACGACCUCGAGUACGAUCCUCGUGCAGCUUGGUGGCGACAGGUCAAGUACGGACUGUACCUGCGCAUGGCCCUGCUUGCCAUGGUCCUUCCCCAGCGCUCUUGA